Magallana angulata is the source of this 2619-nucleotide messenger RNA. RefSeq lists its product as uncharacterized. The record is from RefSeq and is a predicted model, not a curated record. The transcript is spliced from 4 exons. Bases 50 to 1396 code for a protein of 448 amino acids. Lineage: Eukaryota; Metazoa; Mollusca; Bivalvia; Ostreida; Ostreidae.
GUUACAUGGUCAUAAAGAGCCAAUUAUAUAGAACACACUUCUGAAGGUUAUGACGUCAUCUAUAGUAACACGGACGUGGAUAUUUAUUUACCUUUUCUUUGUCGCUUUCAUAACGAAUGAUUGCUUUGGAUAUAUCCUCGGAAACGACUUCUUGUUUGGCACAUUUUCAUUAGAUAAAAAUGAAAACCAAUCGAUACUGUUUAUAAACCCUAACGUGGAUAAAAUUGCAGCCAUAGAUAUUUCAGUUAGUUAUCAGGGACUAAGAUAUGAGAAACAAUUGAUCUUGCAAAAUGAAUCGUUGAGUCUGAACGAUAUAAUGCCAAUGACUUCCUAUCGAAUUAUAUCUAACAAAAGCAUCGCCUUGCAAGGAGUAUAUGGAAAAUUUCUUUCCAAAUAUGACAUCCUUCCUAUUGCGUCGCUUGGUUCAAAUUACAGUUUAAUUUACGGAAUGAGUUUUGAAUUUUCCGCUGCUGUUUGCAGCAUAACGGCCAAUAGAAAUGACACUAUUAUUUCAAUAAAAAAUCCCGAGAACAGGUCGAUAACAUAUCUGAAUUCGCCAAACCGAACAUUUAACUCAACUUUUCUGUUAAAUGAACUAGAUAAUAUUCAAAUAUACAGUCAAAACUUAUUCAACGUGUCUUUCAUGUCUACUGAAUUGCUUUCCGUCGUCUGUGGAUCAAAAAACAGUGUUAACAACAUCCGUGUGCACCUACCGCCAUUAGACCAAUGUGUGACGUCAUACGAGGUUCCAUGUUUCGAUAAGACUACAGUGCCAUCUGGAGAGACACAUAUUCGGAUCAUUAGAUUGUAUCCACUGCUAAAUGACACCAUAAAUGUAUUUAUUGAUGGCGUCCGUGACAAUAAAAUCAACCAAGAAAAGUCCAAUGAUUACCACUUUAAUGUGACGGCAGAUCAACCAUUUUGCGUUCGCUCCCAUAUUCGAAAAUGGAGGAAUGGAAAUAUUAGUUUUGUUGAUGACAACUAUUACAUCAUAUCUGGUCAUGAAAUAGCAUCUAAAGACUGUGAAAACAUAUCGCAGGACAUCAAUUUAGUUUUGGAAAUCAACAAAACAGCAGAACUUUGUAUGUGUCCGUGCCAAGCUGCACCAAAGUGGUACAAUUUCACACAGAAAGAUGUAUCGUUAUGGCUACAAAAGUUUAAAGACGGCAUUCGUAAGGAGUUGGUUCUCAGUAAGAGAGAUCUGACGUCAUACAGAAGACGACGAAUCAGCGUUUCCGAUCAUCGGCCCUCAGUCAGGAGACUAGGGAUAGUGGGUGCCAUCAUAAUCUGUACGUUAAUAGGUGCUAUCAUCUCGUGUGACUGUCCGAGAUUUUGGAGACAUGCGUUGCGAUUGAAGAGGUGGUAUUAUUCAAAGCAUGUAAAACUCUAUCCCUAGAUUUAUAGAUUAAUUAAUAUUGUUUAUGUUUCAAAAUGCUUGACUAAUAUUAGCCCCGAGUAUCAACUGUUGUAUGAAAUAGCUAAUUUUUAUGUCAUAAAAGUUGUUUGAUAAUAUUUGAACAGCUCCACAAAAAAGCGAAUGUUAAGAAAAAAUGUCUGUUCCUUGAUUUUGAACCUUUGGUAAAAAUAAGGAACUGGUUACUCUUAAUAAUUUGUGAAGGACAACAAUCGCAGUAGUCAAGUCUACAAAAAAGAACCGUUAUUAGUUGUUAUAAAACAGAAAACAUGUGAAAACAUAAGACAACUGCAUGAAUUCCAUCUACGUCCCAUAACAGGUCCUGAAAUAUUCGCAAAUGCUACUUUUUACAUAGUAAUCUACAUCAAAUUUGUUAUACUACAUCGCUUACUAUUUUACAACAGCCAUUGUUUGAGUUUUGGUGGGCUGGCUGAAAACGCACUAGAAACGCGGUACAAACGCAAAUAAACGCAGAGGAAACGUCAAGAAAAUGCGAUAAUCGCAGCGACAGCUCUCUGGGGUCGCUGUAUGAACGCAGCCAAAUGAAAAAUCAAAGUACUGAUAGACGGAGGCAUCAUUUUGGAGGAAAUUAAACUAAUGACACUAUAUGAUUUUUUUUAAUUUAAGAAAAAACAGCGCGCUUACCGCUUAUCAUGUUAGAAUGUUCGCGAAGCGGUUUAGUAUUAUGGUAAUUUAAGGUCGCAAGGAUAUUUUUCAGGUUGACACCAGAGUAAGGUAGAUAAUAUUAAAAUAAUUAGUGUUGUUCUCUUAUUUUAACCUUAUAAGCUUGUUAUAUUACUACAUAAAGGUGUUUAUUCUUUACAAAAAAGGAAGUUGGAAAUUAUUUUGCAUCACAAAACAACAUGGGAAACUAUACAUGUUAUUAAAGGCAUACAACUCGAACUUGAAAAACUGAUACAAUGCAAACUAUUGACAUGUAUGUACACGUUUCUUUCCUUGUGUAUAUUUAGUUUAAGUAGAUAUAAUUAUUUUCCGUGUAUAGUGAUUUGCAAACCCAAGGUAGAAAACGGCAUGUUUCCACACCUGUUCAAGACAAAAUAUAACCUCUAAAUCGCAAACAACUUCGUCUAACCGUUCUAUCCCCCCUUUUCUAUCUUGCAGAAGGGGUUUCUUGAUUAAUGAGUGUCGUCGAUCCAGAUAUUCUCUUAUCAUGAUCAUUAUGAGAGAGAGAGAGAGAGAGAGAG